UUUAUUUGAAUGUAUUUAUAAUUAUAUUAGUAAUAACACUGAUUCUACUAAUAAUCACUGAUUCCAUGAAUAAUCACUGAUGAUCCCUAUUAUAAGUAUAACACUGCAAAUUAGUAAGGUUUCAUUGAUUCAGAUUUAAAGAGUAAUAUUUGUUUCAUAGAAGGCAUAGUGAUCGUCGUACAAUAAAUUUAUUGAUGUAAUAUCGUGUGCUAUCUAUUAACCCAUCACAAUUGAUUAGGUCGAGCGUCUUUCAUUUAAGCGCGUACAGCAACGUACAAUCUCUUAGAUCGUGAUUUUAUCUGUCGCUAAACUAAAGCAGAGAAACUCUCGGCAUCAUGAAACAUGUUAUAACUGCAAAAUGUUUUCUAAAUGGUUGAAUCACUUUUUGCGGUGAUAUUGUUCCAUUUCUUUCAACUUGGAAUUAUUAAAAUCAGAGCGAUGGACGACUUCGAAUUUAGUGGUCAUUACAUUGAUACAAUAGGUGACUUUAAACAACUUCCAUUAAGAGCGUUUCGCUUUUUGCGCGCAAGAUGUCAUCUGCUCCAAUCUGACGUAAAUGACGACACUAUUUUAAGACAUAAUUUUCAUCGUGGGGGAGCAAAGGAAGGUCAAAAACUUGUUUUUUAUUUUUCGCGAGUGUUAUAAGAACUACUGGUAGUAUCUGCGAUGGAGUAUUCUUGAAACCAGUGUAACGUUGUUCACAUUUUACCCAAGAAGUCGAUUAUAUUAACAAUUUCUGAGGACACAACUUUUUGAAUUGUGUUUUGUGUAAAGCAACUGAAAUCUAAUCGUGUUUUGUAAUGCACUGCAACGUAAAGUAUUUAAUUUAAUUAAUUUAAUAAAAAACAUCUAAAUCUAAUAAACAUAUAAGAAUAAAAUAAUUUGAAAUAAAAUAAUUUGACGUAAAAAUUUGUAUUACCUGCAAGACUUACAAAUAACAUGUUUAUUGAAUUUUAAUAAUAAAACAGUUCAUAAAGUUAGAAUAAAAGUUAGAACAAAUUUCGGAAGUACGACAAUCACUAUGCCUUACAUCGAGUCAAUCGGUGGUGACUCCAAAGAAGACUCUAAAAAUCUCCAGUUGGCUACACUUACUGAAGAUUACGCGAUCAAAUCGAAAAUUGCGUGUUCGAUCUGGGUGGAAAAGAAAAAUGAUCGGUCCACCCGGAUGUUGGCUCGCUUUCUUAGCACUCGAGAUCAAGAUCAAGCAACAAACGCCGAAGAUGUAUUAUUUGACAUGUUUAAGAAUGAGGAGACUGGUCUUAUAUCAGUGGGGCAAUUUUUAGCUGCUCUAAGGAUAACCGGCUUGCGGAAGACUGAUCCUCGACUUCAAGAAUUUAUAGACAAUCUUAAGAAAGAGCACGCCAAAAAUAAUGAUCGUGCCAAGGCUAUAUCACACGAAACACAGAAACUAGAUAGAGAACAAUUUAGAAAAAUCAUAAAUGCCAAUAUUGUUCUGAUCUCGCGAGCAUUCAGGCAUCAGUUCAUAAUUCCUGACUGGUCAGGCUUUACAAAGCAUAUCGAGGAUUUUUAUUGGAAAUGCAAGACGAACACCGAGGGCAAGGUCGCCUCCUAUAUACCGCAGUUAGCCAGGAUGAAUCCGGAAUAUUGGGGCGUAUCCGUGUGCACCAUCGACGGCCAGCGAUUUAGCAUUGGCGAUACCUCAAUACCGUUCACCCUUCAAAGCUGCAGCAAACCUUUGACCUAUGCGAUAGCCUUGGACAGGCUGGGUCAGGAAGUGGUGCAUCAAUACGUUGGUCAAGAGCCGUCCGGUAGAAAUUUCAACGAGCUCGUACUCGAUUAUAGUAAAAAGCCACACAAUCCGAUGAUCAACGCCGGCGCGAUAUUGGUUUGCUCGCUUCUGAAAACGUUAGUCAAACCGGAAAUGGGUUUGGCAGAGAAAUUCGAUUUCGCGAUGAAUUAUUUCAAACGACUGGCCGGUGGUGAAAAUCUCGGGUUUAAUAACGCCGUUUUCCUGUCGGAGCGAGAGGCAGCCGACCGAAAUUAUGCUUUAGGAUUUUACAUGAGGGAGCACAAGUGUUAUCCAGACAAGACGAAUCUACAGGAAGUUAUGGAUUUCUAUUUUCAGUGCUGUGCUAUGGAAGCAAAUUGUGAGACGAUGGCAGUAAUGGCAGCAACCCUAGCGAAUGGUGGCAUUUGUCCGAUUACCGAGGAAAAGGUCUUAAAACCAGACAGCGUCCGUGAUGUUCUGAGUCUUAUGCACAGCUGCGGCAUGUACGACUAUAGUGGACAAUUCGCAUUUAAAGUUGGCAUACCGGCGAAAUCUGGUGUAUCAGGAAGCCUUCUCGUGGUAAUACCAAAUGUCAUGGGAAUUUGCACGUGGUCUCCACCCUUGGAUCCGCUUGGCAACUCCUGUCGAGGUGUGCAGUUCUGUGAAGAGCUAGUGAACGAAUUUAAUUUUCACAGGUACGAUAAUUUAAAGCACGCGACAAACAAGAGAGAUCCUAGACGACACAAAUACGAAACGAAAGGUCUCUCGAUCGUUAAUCUUCUGUUCAGCGCUGCCAGUGGUGACGUCACAGCGAUGAGAAGACAUCGAUUGAGUGGGAUGGACAUGACAUUGUCGGAUUACGACGGCAGAACGGCGUUGCACUUGGCCGCCAGCGAAGGUCAUCUGGAUUGCGUCGAGUUUCUGAUCGAACAUUGCGGAGUCCCACAUGAUCCCAAGGAUAGAUGGGGCAAACGACCGGUCGACGAAGCCGAGACUUUCGGGCACAUGCAGGUAGUGGAGUACUUGAACAACUACGCUCUCGUCCAUAAGACCGAGCUAGAGAACAAGCAGAACGAGUCUAUCGAUGAUGACAAUGACUCGUGUCGAAAACCGCCGGAAACGGCGGUGCAGUCGUGAACAAUAUACGACGACAAAUUUAUGUAAAAUUAGAGUGAAUCGAGAACGAGGGCAGUAAUGAGGAAGAUGUGAAAGAAGCUGUCGAUCAAAAGAAGUAAGAUAACAUAUCGAUCAUAGUAAUAGUAGAACGAGGUCACAAAGAAAUUUUAAAAGCCUUUAUCUUAUUAUAUUUAAUGUGGGUAUUUUCCAAUGUUAGUGAUGACUAUUAUUCACAAACUUUAAUAAAUUUAACGAAUUUUCAUCAACUUUAAACGGACAAUAACGGGGAACAAUAAUUUUAUCUUAUUUUUUGAACGCAUGACCUCGUUCUAUUUACGCGCGAUAGAAUUAUCUUAACAUUGGGCAGCAUAUUCAGAUUAAAAGAACUGUGAUUAAUAUUACGUAUGCGUCUUUUUCCAUAAUUUUAGUUUAGUACUAAAAGACUAUGAAACUCGUAUGUUUCAUUACUUCAUUAAUUUAUAUUUUACUCAAACCUCGUAUCUUUCAUUAUUGAUCAUACAUUCGUUCUUUAAGAUACACUUAUUUUUUCAUGUUUUAACUGUAUAUACAAUAGAAACUUCUAA
This is a messenger RNA of Monomorium pharaonis (pharaoh ant), 3429 nucleotides long. It is a transcript of the gene GLS, whose product is annotated as glutaminase kidney isoform, mitochondrial. Gene Ontology annotation, biological process: L-glutamine catabolic process. The record is from RefSeq and is a predicted model, not a curated record. Lineage: Eukaryota; Metazoa; Arthropoda; Insecta; Hymenoptera; Formicidae. The transcript is spliced from 11 exons. Gene Ontology annotation, molecular function: protein binding; glutaminase activity. The coding region runs from base 1022 to 2866 and encodes 614 amino acids.